Ochotona curzoniae (black-lipped pika) is the source of this 1979-nucleotide messenger RNA. It is a transcript of the gene YTHDF1, whose product is annotated as YTH N6-methyladenosine RNA binding protein 1. Gene Ontology annotation, biological process: mRNA destabilization. The record is from RefSeq and is a predicted model, not a curated record. The coding region runs from base 347 to 1834 and encodes 495 amino acids. NCBI's taxonomy places the organism in Eukaryota, Metazoa, Chordata, Mammalia, Lagomorpha, Ochotonidae. Gene Ontology annotation, molecular function: mRNA binding; N6-methyladenosine-containing RNA reader activity. The transcript is spliced from 5 exons. Gene Ontology annotation, cellular component: cytoplasm.
GCAUGUCGGCCACCAGCGUGGACCCCCAGAGAACAAAAGGACGAGAAACUAAAGGAGGUGUGGUUGCUGGUGUUACCUUGCCAGUAGCUUGCUUGGUCAGCGCCUUAGCGAGGUGGUGGCUCGCACUGCCUCCCUUGGGACUUGAGCUGGGCACUGGCCGGGCCCCGCUUGUAGCAAGGGAGGGACGCUGAGCUGACUGCCGGCGGGGACUCACGGAAGAGGCCGUGUUGUGCGACUUGCUGUUCCAGUGCCCACUGGUUCCUUGCCUCAGAAGGACGCGGUGCCCGACGGCGACUUGGAGCCCUAUCUGUCUGGACUGUCGAAUCAGAGUAACACUUACCCCUCCAUGAACGACCCUUACCUGUCCAGCUACUACCCACCGUCCAUCGGCUUCCCCUACUCCCUCAGUGAGGCACCGUGGUCCACUGCGGGGGACCCUCCGAUCCCGUACCUCACCACCUACGGACAGCUUAGUAACGGAGACCACCACUUUGCGCACGAUGCCAUCUUUGGGCAGCCAGGGGGGCUCGGGAGCAACCUCUACCAGCACAGGUUCAACUUCUUCCCUGAGAACCCGGCUUUCUCCACGUGGGGCACUGCCGGGUCCCACGGGCAGCAGGCUCAGGGCUCGGCGUACGGCAGCAGUUACACCUACCCGCCCAGUUCACUGGGGGGCACAGUGGUGGAGGGCCAGGCAGGCUUCCACGGCGACACCCUCAGCAAGGCCCCUGGCCGGAACAGCCUACAGCAAGGCAUGGUCAGCCUGAAGAUUGGGGAUGCUGCCGCCUCUGCCAUCAAGACUGUGGGCUCUGUGGCCAGUAGCGUGACGCUGGCUGGUGUCCUUGCCAGUGGUGCGGCAAACGUCAGUAUGCCGGUGUCAAAGCCAGCCUCAUGGGCUGCCAUCGCCAGCAAACCUGCGAAAGCACAGCCCAAGACGAAGGGCAAGGGUGGGUCUGUGAUGGGGGCCGUGCUUCUGCCUCCGUCCCUAAAGCAUAACAUGGACAUCGGCACCUGGGACCACAAGGGGUCCCUGCCCAAGACCCCGGUGCCCCAGCAGGUUCCGUGCCCUCAGGCUGCCCCCCAGCCUCCCCUGUCGGCCCAUCCGCAGCAGCCGAGCCCUCAGCCACCACCCCCGACACGCUGGGUAGCCCCCCGCAAUAGGAAUGCAAUGUUUGGGCAGGGUGGAGGGGCCGGCAGAGACAGUAAUGGUCCCGGAACUGGCCAGGCCAGCUCUGGCGCAAGCGCGGACUCACACCCGGUGCUUGAGAAGCUGAAAGCCGCGCACAGCUACAACCCGAAGGAGUUCGAUUGGAACCUGCGCAGCGGCCGCGCCUUCAUCAUCAAGAGCUACUCUGAGGACGACAUCCACCGCUCCAUCAAGUACUCCAUCUGGUGCAGCACAGAGCACGGCAACCGGCGCCUGGACAGCGCCUUCCGCGCCUCCGGCAGCAAGAGCCCCGUCUACCUGCUCUUCAGCGUCAACGGGAGCGGGCACUUCUGCGGGGUGGCGGAGAUGAAGUCUCCCGUGGACUACGGCACCAGUGCGGGGGUCUGGUCCCAGGACAAAUGGAAGGGCAAGUUUGACGUGAAGUGGAUUUUUGUCAAGGAUGUGCCCAAUAACCAGCUGCGGCACAUCAGGCUGGAGAACAAUGACAACAAACCCGUCACCAACUCGCGCGACACGCAGGAGGUGCCCCUGGAGAAGGCCAAGCAGGUGCUGCGGGUCAUCGCCUCCUACAAGCACACGACCUCCAUCUUCGAUGACUUCUCUCACUACGAGAAGCGCCAGGAGGAGGAGGUACGCAAGGAACGGCAGAACCGCAGCAAGCAGUGAGGACGAGGCUACAGCACAGGUCCCGAUGGCGUGGGGCUGCGCAGGGUGGCCCGGGCCUGGCGCCGGGCGGCGUCCGAGGGAUCCGAGUCUGCUCGCUCUGUGACACUAUGUAGAGCUCACCAAUAAAGGAGUAUUUUUCUUGUCA